Molecule: messenger RNA, 4770 nt
Organism: Nematostella vectensis (starlet sea anemone)
Lineage: Eukaryota; Metazoa; Cnidaria; Anthozoa; Actiniaria; Edwardsiidae
Product: sentrin-specific protease 6
Exons: 27
Coding region: 152-3493 (1113 amino acids)
Biological process (GO): protein desumoylation
Cellular component (GO): cytoplasm; nucleus
Molecular function (GO): SUMO-specific endopeptidase activity
Source: RefSeq, a predicted model, not a curated record
ACAAUCGAGGCAGAUAAAUCUCGCGCGCUUCAUAUUCAAAAUGGCGGCGGCCGAGGUGCAAAAGGAACUGAACGUAUUUUAAAAAUAUCAACUCCUCAAAGGCACACCAAUCACUUACUAGAACCAUGAAUGAAGAGGAAACUUUGUCAUAAUGUCGAGACUAUAUAAAGGACUAGAAAAAGCAGAGAAAAACCCUGAAAAGGGAUGGAAUACAAACUUUUCAUCAAAACCGGAGGCACAGUCAUCUUCUUCGGUAGAAAUAUCCCCAACGUCUUCUGAGAGUGCCGAGGAAGAUGAUGUUAUGCUGUUGACGCCUCAAAAGACUGACAAGAGGCAAGCUAGUGGAAGCAAAAGAUGCAUGUCAGAUUCUGCAAGAAAUGCGUCUGACUUUAAAGCUGAACACAAAGCCUAUAAAAUUCCCAAGAUCACUAAAUCAUCCACACCAGCCCGACCAAACUGCUCCUCACAUUCCAGCAAGACUUCAGGUGACCCAUGGGGGUUUGACAGUGCUUUUGCUGACAGCCCUAAAGGAUCAAACAAUAGGGCAUAUAUGAUUCGCCGACAAGCUGAACUAGGGCACAGUUGUUUACGGCCUGGUGUCUCUGCUGUUAGGGGAAGGGCUCAUAGAGACAGUCCAUUGAAGGGAAACCAGCACUCUAGCUGUCGAUCAAAUGAUCGACGCCAGGGCAGGGCAUUUGACACUGAGAUUGAGAUGUUCCGAAAGAACGGUCGGUUUAAGCAUGCUGAUUGCUUGGGAUUUUUGAGAGAGGAGUCAAGUUCUUAUUGUAAUGAUUCCAGUAGUGACAAUCACCAUGGUAACAGUAAAAGUUGUUCCCUUGGAAACAAAAAUGGUAAAGAUACAAGAAAUCGAAAUGGUAAUGACAGCAGUCAUGUUGUCGUUAAUGAAAGUCUUAGUGGCGAUGGAAAUAAAGUUUCAGACAAAGUUUGCCACAGGAUUGAUAUAACUUCUUUGUUGGUGCCCUCAGUGGUCUUGUCACAGAGAGAGAAGCAUCUACAAAAUCCCAUUCACAAAAAUAGGACAAUUGAUACCCCGAUAAAGACAUCAUGCACGCAAAGGCCUACUUCUUUGUGCAAGGCUGAUUCUAUGCACUCUGAUUGUUCAGAGGAGUUUGAACCAAAGACAAAUCACUUAUCUAAAGUUUAUGAUCAAAAUGAUGCCAAACUCAAUGACAAAGAUGCUGCUGAUGAUGAUAAAUUAGAUUGUUCUCAAGACUUUAUAUUGACCAUUGACAAAAAGAACACAAAGAACUCCCCCUCUUCUGCAGAAUCUGACAAUGAUAAGGGGUCUAUGACAGCUGGCCCCAUUAACAGCGAUCUUUUCAAAUGCCAGUUCUGUGGGAAUUACUUCAAAAAGAAUAGGGCCUGUAAUAAAUGUGGAAGGGGGUUUUAUGUACCCCCUGCCACACCCAGGGCACCUUUACACGAACUGAAGAGGGACAAAACAAAAGAAGAUUCUUUAUUUGGUGAAGAAGAAGGACAUGCUAAUGCAAAAUCAUUCUAUGGAGGUCAAAAGUCUUAUUCAUUUAGUGGGAAAAAUAAGAAGGCAAAAUCUUCAAGCUUCAAAAAUAAUGUUGGAUCACAAACCACAGAAAUUCCUAAAAAAAGGAAGGGGAGGCCACAAAAAAAGAGUUCAGAGAGCAACACUAAAAAGAAAAGCAUGGAAAAAACAAAGUCUCAAGAACCAAAUAAGCCAGUUUGUGUUUUGAUAUCAUCAAGUGAUGAGGAAGACAAUGAAGAAGCAGAUAGUGUUUCUAAAGAUGAACCCCAAGAUAAGGAAGACGAUGAUUCUGAAAAUUCCUCAGAACAAGCGGAAGACAAGAGAGAACCUGACCCUAAGAAAACCAAGGACUCGCCCAAGCCCUCCCCUGAUCCUGUAGACCCGUUUGAGAGGGAUUCCUUCUCUGCAAACAUAGCACUGGGUGACACUGUCAUGCUUGGUACCCUGUCAGGCACCCCGAUUGGGAAUCUUGAGCUGAGUGUUAAUAUGCUGAAGUGGAUGAUGGAAUACAAUGAAAAAGAUGGCAAAAGAAAAAUAAAUAUCUAUAUUGAGGGAAGGGAUCUCACAUCAUUUAAGAUAACAAGAGAUCAAAACCCUAAGCUGAUAGUACUAGGUGUUACACAAGCUCUGGCUCUUAGAUUUCAAUACAAGUUGAAUGGCAAUGGAAAGUUUUUAAAUCCAGGAAGUGCAGUGACAGCAGAGAGGGACAUUGUUCUUGAAGUAAAAGAUACAAUUAAAGAUGAAUUAAUAGCUGACCUCGAAGAAUGGGUAACAGACACUCUAAGUAAAGAGUUUAAGAACUUGAGUGUAGAAGAAGCUGAGUCCAUAAUCACCUGUGUUAAGCCUUUCAAGGAUUCAUGUACCAGAUGCAACAGCGGUGAACCAUCAGCUUCUAGAUAUAACACCAGGUCAAAUGACACCUCUGCCAAACAAAAGAACAAGCCUCCACCGGAAAACCUGCUGGUCUACCCUCCUCCGCCACAGCAGGGCGGUAUCAACAUCACCACAGCGGAUCUCGAUUGUCUACAGGAAGGGGAAUUCCUCAAUGAUGUCAUCAUCGACUUUUAUCUCAAAUAUAUCUUUCAUGAGAAAUUAACAGAUUUCGAUCGUGAGCGGACACAUAUAUUCAGUUCCUUCUUCUACAAGCGAUUGACACAGAGAGCCAGCAGUGAGACUAACUUAAGUGUCAUUGAACGAAUGCAUAGUCAAGUAAAGACAUGGACCAAAUAUGUCGACAUCUUUCAGAAAGACUUCAUCGUCGUACCCAUAAACGAGAGCUCUCAUUGGUAUCUCGCCAUUGUAUGCUUUCCUGGCCAGGACGGGCCAGUGUUUAAAGUAAAUUCAGAAGAAGGAAGUGAUCAUGAGUCCGAGGUUCGACAAGAUGUUUACUCUGUUAGGCAAAGUAAUGAAGCAUUGCCACAGAAGCCGUCGCGUUAUUUUUUGGAAACAAUUUUACGCAAAACAAGCGUCUCAGAAAAAAAUGACGAUGCCACGGAUGAGGAAGAGAAAAAGACUUUGAGCGCUGAUGCAGGGAACCCUCCCAUAACUAACGCGACUAAUCCCGGCUCGCAACCCAAGGGAAUCAUCGAAUCAUGCCCGUGUAUUCUAGUAUUCGACUCCCUUGGCGGAUCCGGGAGGUCGAGAGUCACAUCCAACCUGAGAAAUUACCUUAUGCACGAGUGGAACCACAAAAAAUCCGAGGAAAAGAAGAGGGACUUCUCUAAAGAAACAUUCAAAGGAGGCUUUCCUAAGGUCCCAGAACAAGAUAAUCACUGUGAUUGUGGAGUCUUCCUACUGCAGUACGUCGAGAGCUUCUUUGAGGAUCCUAUCAAAGAUUAUAGGAUGCCGAUACGCCGAAUUGACUGGUUCACCCAAGAGCGGAUCGCACGAAAGCGGCAGGAAAUUCGAGAUCUAAUCUAUGAGCUUAAAGAUAGGACAUCAUCAACCUCAUCCUCAGCAAAAAGCAAGACUUGACUACAAACCCUUGCUUGUCGCACGCGGCAGGAAAUACGAGUUCUAAUCUGAGCUCGAAUACAGGACAUUACUGACCCCAGUCUUGAUCACGAAAUCUGGCUUGUCAGCCCUCGGCUCUGUCUCCAGCUGUUGUUGUAUGUACUUCAUGUUACCAAUCUGGAUUGUAUCAGAAUAUAAAUUGGCAUGCCUCAUAAACGAGCUUUUCGCGCGCGGGUGAAGAUCGUGGUUGCACUACGACCACUACGGCGGGUAACUCAGAUUAAGGGUACCUUCUAAUCUAAGAAAAUUGGCCUAGGAAAAACGCCUAGGUUAUUAAUAAUAAUAUGGUCAUUUCUAUAGGGCUAAAUACACCUAUUUUAAAAAGGGUUGCACUUGAGAAUCAAGGUGUCGUAACCCGCGGUGGUUCAUGGGUAGCGUAUAAACGGCUAAAUCCUUGUAUCUGAAAGCCACGGUGAAUGUUCAUGAGAACAUAAACAAGACUUCUACAACUUAAAACCUGUAUUUGUGUUUUAUUUUAUUAAAGCUUAUUUUCUUAUUUACUUGAUACCCAUUACAGCGCGACCAAGAAAACCGUGAACACCGGAAACAUGUAUGGAAUGUUUGUUCUGACCAAUCACUCGCGAGAUAUUCAAACAGUCAACUGGAAACAUGUCUCAGCAAGUCUCAGUGUCUGAAUUCACGCGUCUGAUUCGUGAGAAGACAAUAAACAUUCCACACAUAUUUUAGGUGUCCACAGUUUUAAUGGUUAUGCUGUAAGCACUACGGGUUAUGGUAAACAGAUUCUCAGAGUGCAACCUUAUUUGAAAUAGGUGUAUCAAUAAUUUCUCAUGGUUGUUUAGAGUACUGUUAUUAAAAAGUACUUGAACUCUUCAACCAGUAUUGAAUUUUGCCAUUGCCGACUAAGCUGAUCAAGUGGGUUUUUUGGUAACAAACUUAAACAAGACACCAACACGCGGAAGAUGGCUGCGGUAGUCACGCCAUAAAAGGACGAAAAAAUUAUCAAUGAAGAUAAAGUCAAGACACGAAAACGUCCAUGCUGAAGCCGGUUCCUCGAAAUAUUUGGGGGAGGGGGGUUACAGAAACAUUAAGAUAGAAUUGGGGGUGACUUCAACAAACCUUAAUUAAUAUUUUAUAAUCAAAACAGUGAUUGUCGCAUGUUGGCCAACUGGCCAACUGGCCAACAUUUUCUUAAAUUUGCCCCUAAUGGCCACGAAGAAGCUCGUCAAACUGUAAGAUAUUUAUUGAAAUCACUUAAAAUAAAUGAAAAAAAAUGGUCA